Molecule: messenger RNA, 9553 nt
Organism: Petromyzon marinus (sea lamprey)
Lineage: Eukaryota; Metazoa; Chordata; Hyperoartia; Petromyzontiformes; Petromyzontidae
Product: latent-transforming growth factor beta-binding protein 1-like
Molecular function (GO): calcium ion binding
Source: RefSeq, a predicted model, not a curated record
AUAAAACUCAGCGUCAAAAAAACCGUAGACAACGAGCCAUGCGUUUGGAAGUAUUUAAUGCUCACGAAGCAUGUCGUCCUCACCCCACGUCUAGCAAGGGGCUCAGGUUUGGCGACGACUCUGGGGCGGGUUCAGCACCACUCGCCAAGUUCAACUCACCACCCCUGCACGCCAACUCCAAACCGAAGCCUCGUGUACCCCCACCCUUCACCCCCGCCACUCGCUCUCCCCGUUUUCCCUCUACCGUGCCUCUCCCCUCUCUGCCUGCCUCUCUCUUUUGUGCCAGCAGUUGCCUGUGCGUCAUCAUUCAUUCAGCUGGGAGCCAAGUCCACGGGAGUUCAAGAGUGGAGGAGCGCAGAGCAACUUCAUUGACGCACGCCUUGCGCACCACGGGCGAACCGCUCCGCCUGAGAAUUUACACCAAAAAAAACCUCUCGCUCGUCCAACUACGCCCCAGCGAACUUAUAGAGACACUCUAGGUAAUUGACGUUUAGCAGAGUGAACGACGAUAUACUUGCAAUCAUAUAGGGAGGCGAUGACAGUGAAUUGAACCAGAUUUGGACAUUUCAACUUGAAUACUGUAGCGUGAGAACACGCGUCGAUCUUCCCCGCCGGCGUUUGCAAAACCUCUCAUUUGCGAUUCGCGUUGUGAACUCUCAAAUUGCAUGCACGGCAAUCGUUCCUAGCUUAUAGCCCCGCUCAUCGCGCACCGAGCACGUACACGCCUGCAUUGCAUUAAGCCGGGCUCGCCGCUGGCUUGCAGAGAUGGCCCGCGCGCUGCUGCUGAGCAGCGUGGUGGUGGUAGUGGCCCUCGUGCUGUCCACGUUGCCGUCCGCCGCAUCUCACCGACCCUACCGGAGGCUGGCGGCGGCGCACAGAGCCGCAUCUGCAGGACGGGUGGCCGCGAGCCAGAGAGCUGCGGGGACCGGGGCCGGGACUGCGACCGGCUCGAGGGGAGGACCCCAGAGUCAGGCGAACCCGGCCGGAGGAAGGGCGCUGGGAACGGCCGGGCGAGGGGUGGCGACGGCGCGCAAGACGGCACCGCAAGGAGCGCACGGGAACGCAAAGCGGAACGCUGCUCCGCCGCACGUGGCCCCUCCACUCACUGGAGCGAACGUGUGCGGUGGGCAGUGCUGUCCGGGAUGGGCGCUCAACGCCGCUCUGCACAAGUGCAACAAACCGGUGUGCACGCCUCCGUGCCAGAACAAGGGGAUGUGCCUCCGGCCACAGCUGUGCCUCUGCAGGCCGGGCUUCCAUGGCCAGAGCUGCGAGGUGGCCAACCUGUCCCGGGGUGGCCACCACCCACGUGCCCCCGACAACUCGGUGCCCGCCGCCCCCGCCGCAUCCGUCCUGCUGCCUGGAAAACAGGACCCCCGCGCAGCUCCUCACGGCGCACACCUGCCCAAGACGCACAACGUGGCGCAUGUGUCUUUGGCGCCGGGCGGCUCCGCGCAGACAUCGGCACAAGCGUGGAGCCAGCAGCUGAGGCCACGCAUCACAGGGCGCGAUGCCCCCGCUCAGCAAGUCCACCUCCAGGCGCAGCCCCACGUCCAGGCCCGCCCUGGGGCCCAAGGCCACCAGGCCCUGCUCCAAUCCGGGCCUCGAGUGUUGGCGGUGGCCCCCGGGAAACCCUCGGCUGGGCAGGCGCCGCAAAACGAUCAGCCAAUGGACGCCACCGCAAGCAACGGAGACCUCACGAUGGGUGCCGCGCCAGUCCCGCAGCGCAUCAAGGUGGUGUUCACGCCCACCAUCUGCACGCUGGACUGCUCGCGAGGAGACUGCCGCCACAGCUGCUCCAAGGGCAAUGUGACCACCCUCAUCAGCGAGCACGGCCGCAUGAUCUACCCUCCACACAGCUCCAGGUUCCGCAUUGUGGUAUGCUCAAUCCCGUGUCAUAAUGGGGGGCACUGCAUAACCAAGGAAAAGUGUUUUUGCCAGCCCGGAUACACGGGCAAGUUCUGCCACCUUCCCGCUGACCCCAACUCAACUGAAGUGGCUGACGCGGGCAAUAAUGGGUGGAAGGGCUCCUCCACAUUCACCUUUCCGCUGUCCACUCUUGGAAAUUUCUCCCAAGCCUCCCUGGCCAAUCAUCCGGACCUGGUGAAGGUGCACGUGAAGCACCCUUCGGAGGCGUCGGUGCAGAUUCACCAGGUGGCCCGCUUCUCCGAGGACGUCACGCUACAGCAGCUGCUGGCCGACAAGGCGCCUCGCCCCGAGCAGCACGUGCCCCAGCCGCAGCCUCGGCAACAGCCGCCGCAGUUCCCCCGCGUGGCGCACCACCAGCCCAUCCUGCGCCAGGAGCCGCCGCAGCAACCACACAUCCAGUACGUGCAGGACAAGAGCGUUGGCGAGCUGGACAACCAGGCGUUCCACCUGCCGGGCUACGAGCAGCCCAGGAUCCCCGCGGCUACGGCGCCGCUGGGAAGGUGCUUCCGCGAGUUCAGCGGCCACCAGUGUCUGAAGCCGCUGCUCGGGUUGACGAGGCAGGACGACUGCUGCGGAAGCAUUGGAGCUGCGUGGGGGACCAAUGCCUGCACACGGUGCCCUCCCAAGGCUGAACAUCCUGUCAUGAUGGAUGGGGAAGUCUUGGAGUGUCCCCAAGGCUUCAGAAAGGAGAACUCCACUCACUGCAGAGACAUCAACGAGUGUCAGUUCCGCGGCAUCUGUCCCAAUGGCACGUGCAUCAACCAGCAAGGCAGCUUCAGAUGCAGCUGCAUGGAGGGGUACUUGUGGGACUCCUUUGGCCAGGAAUGCAUGUCGGACAUGGUGUUAUCGUCCAAGACAGACAAGUGCUACCGAGCCAUGGACGGGCAAGAGUGUGUUCUGCCGAUACCACUUCCACUGACGAAGCAUAUCUGCUGCUGCAGCGUCGGCAAGGCCUGGGGCAAGAACUGUGAGAAGUGCCCACCGCAGGGCCUAUCCUCCUUCAAAGAAACAUGCCCAGCUGGGAUGGGUUACCACUUCCCUUCGUCUGAGAUGAAGCUCAACGUGCGGAAGCUGACGGACGUGGAGCAAAUGCAGAUAACGCCUGAGCGACUGGCCAAGGCACCGGCUGCCGUCGACCCAGGGAGAGGGGACGCGUUCCCUGGGCCCCCGCGCCUACCCCAGCACCACCCGCCUCCCAAGAUCGACGUCUAUUCAAGUCUUGAUGGCGAACCGGUGAUAACAGCGCUAAGCACCGAUAACGCCCAAAAAACCAUCACAGGCACGGACGUUCACCAGACCUCGGCGAUUCAGACUCCACGGCGCACUUCUCUCCCGGCCUCCACCAUCGUCGUGAGCCAAACUGAGGCCCUCUCCGUCGCGCAGGCCACCGUGGUGAACACCUGCCUGCAGACCCCGGACAUCUGUGGACAUGGCGAAUGUGUUCACCUGGACCGUGGGCACACGUGUGUGUGCAAUGGCGGCUACAAGCUCAACCCAUCACUAACUCACUGCAUCGACGUUGACGAGUGCGCGCGGAGCCCGGCGCCCUGCCCCGGAGGCCGCUGCGAGAACACAAGGGGCGGCUUCCGCUGCGUCUGUUCGCAGGGCUACGCGGCCAGUCGCGGAGGAACAGAGUGCAUCGACGUGGACGAGUGCGAGAGGGCGGACGCGUGUGGUGGCAACGGGCGUUGUGUCAACACAGCAGGGGGCUACACGUGCAACUGCGACCGAGGGUACUCGCUGUCCACCGACAAGGGCAGGAAGACGUGUCACGAUGUAAAUGAAUGUGAGAACACCAUCCUGUGCCCCGGGGGACGCUGCGUCAAUCUGCCAGGUUCACACAGGUGUGAAUUCUGCGAUCCUGGCUAUCAGAUGAGUCGGAAGAAAGAGUGUGAAGAUAUUGACGAAUGUCAGAAUCCCCAAGCUUGCAUUAAUAAGAGGUGCGUGAACAUUCCUGGGGCGUUCGAAUGCGUCCUGUGCCCUACUGGCUUCAAGGCGGCUGGAACAAAAUGCGAAGAUGUGAACGAGUGUCUGAACAGCACGGCGGUCUGCAGGGACGGUCGCUGCAUCGACCUGCAAGGGUCUUACAGGUGUUCCUGCAACCCGGGCUUUGCUCCGUCUGGAAAUGGAAAGCGCUGCGAUGACGUGGACGAGUGUGCCGAGCGCCCGUGCCAGAACGGCGAGUGCGUGAACACGCCCGGCUCGUUCAAGUGCUCCUGCCCACCCGGCUUCCAGCUCAGUGACGGCACCAACUGUCGAGAUAUCGAUGAGUGCUCGACGGGCAACGAGUGUGAAGGCGGCACCUGCAUCAACACGGUGGGAUCGUUCCAGUGUGGAUGUCAGCCGGGCUUUGCAGCCCUCCCCGGCACAGACUUGUGUGCAGAUGUGGACGAAUGUGACAAUGCGACCGCGUGCAGCGAGCACCAGUACUGCAUUAACUCCAUGGGGUCGUUCCAGUGCCACUGCGACCAAGGAUACCAGACCGCGAAGGAGGGACUUGGCUGUGUGGAUAUCAACGAGUGUGAAACGAUCACCGAAGUGUGCGGCUCGGAAUUGUGCGACAACGAGGAGGGCACCUUCCUGUGCAUCUGCCCGAAUGACUAUCAGGAGUUCGACUCGCAGCUCGGCAAGUGUGUGCCAGAGCCCACUGCUGUCUACGGGAACCCCUCCACUCCUCAACCAGAACCACUGCAGGCUGGAAUCCACAACAUCCCAGGAUACUCAAGAUACCCAGAAUUUGUGGAUUCAUCAGAGCACUAUCCGCAGCACCCAUAUCGACAAGAGACCAGACUUCGUGAGCCGGUGGGCGUGCCUGCAGCCCACGUACCAGCCGAGAGACGCGAGUGCUACUUCAACGUCAAUGACGAGAACGUCUGCCGGAACGUCCUGGGGCGCAACGUGACGCGUGACGAGUGCUGCUGCACCGUCGGCGCCGGCUGGGGCACCGACUGCGAGCCCUCGCCCUGCCCGCUGGAAGGGACCAGGGAAUUUAACGAACUUUGUCCAGAAGGCAAAGGACUCGUCCCAAGCCCCAACGGGAGAGGAUAUCGAGAUGCCGAUGAGUGCACACUCUUUAGCCAAGAGUUGUGCAGAGACAGCCUCUGUGUGAACACUCAGGCUGGAUACAAGUGCUACUGCCGCACCGGGUACUUGUACGAUAGGAGCAGGCUGCACUGCACGGACGUGGACGAGUGUGAGAACAGCCAGAGCUGUGUGGACGGGCAGUGCUACAACAGCGAGGGCAGCUACAGCUGCUACUGCACCGCACCGCUCACGCUCGACCACACUGGCCGGCGCUGCGUCAACCGCACGGCUUCCUCCUCGGAUGUCUUUUUGGACAUCUGCUGGAAGGAGGUGUCCCAGGGAGUGAUGUGCAGCAAGCCCGUCGCGGGCCGACAGACCACCUACACUGAGUGCUGCUGCCUGUACGGCGAGGCCUGGGGGCCCGAAUGCGCCUUCUGCCCACCCAAAACAUCCGACGACUACCUCACGCUGUGCAACAUCCGCAUGCGCGCCGAGGCGCAGACCUUCGAGGAACCUCAUUUCGGCGAGCAGUACCCGUUUGAGCCUCACCUCCUGCCGGCCGAGCGUGGAGACUUCCCGCCCCAGACUGGGGCGCAGGGGCACCUGCCCUUCCGCGGGCUCACAGAGAUGCAGCCUUACCCCGGGCAGCAGGAGAACGCCGGCCAUGACCUGAUGCCCGGCAUCCUGCCGCUCUACUCCACUGACGAUUACAAUUACAACCGAUACGAGGGUCUGCAGGCGGAGGAGUGUGGCAUCGCCCACGGCUGUGAGAACGGGCGCUGCGUGCGUGUGCCUGAGGGAUUCACGUGCGACUGCUAUGAGGGUUACCGCCUCGACACCUUGAGCGUCGUUUGUGUCGACGUCGACGAAUGCGAGGAGCAGGAUCCUCGAGCGCAGCUCUGCAGCAACGGUCACUGCGUGAACACCGACGGCUCGUACCGCUGCGUGUGCCGUCCGGGAUACGCCGCCCUGCCCCAGCAACCCCACGCGUGCGUGCCCGUACUGCGGCACCCGCUCCCGUUCCAGUAGGCCGCUCGUCGUCUCCUCUUCUGGCCACCUAGCCCCGACGCGAGCUCGCCUGCUUGCCAGACAGCUUAGAUCAAUGUUGCAAGCUGGCCAGCCAGUGAGCCCGUGAGCUAGCCAGCUACGCAGUUGGCACCCCACGCUAGGCAGACUGAUAGCCAGACGUCCUGUCUGUAAGUAAUUCGGCGGUCUCGUCAGGAGACCUGCAGGUAAGCCAGGCUGCGAGCCAACCUGCCAACCGGCCACACGCAAAGCAGUGUUUUAUGUUCAGAUUCAUUGGGGAGGGUAGGGGGGGAGGCAGGGGGAGGGCUUGGUUUGAGGAUGCUGGUCGUGGGGUUUAUUGGGCAAGGGAACUUGUGGCAGUAUCAACGCAGUCAGUGUUCUACAUUUAUUGUAUAUAAUUAUUAAAAUGUGCAUCUCUAUAGUUACAAAUUCCAACAGUUUAUAUUUGAGCUCGGGAAAAGGGGCAGUGCUUAAAAUGUACUUGGCCGAAAUGCUGUUGAUGCGUACUAAUGGCCGAGAUGCUAAUAGCAAGCGAGUCUCUUUUGGGAUUUAAUUUAGUUCAUUUCGCGUUUUACAGUUCAUCAGGAAGUUGUGCUUCAUGGCAUAAUUGAAAUGCGAGUAACGUUAAGUUGCGAAUUAACAGCGCUCGCCGAUAAUGCAGAAAACGCGUUAUGGACUACGCUACCGAUUAUGGUGUAAACUCGCUGCAGACCCACAGGCAGGCACUGGUAAAGUUAUGAUAUAGUCAGCAAUGAAGACCCAAAGUCAUCUGUCUUCGUACAACUGGUAUUACAAACAGUAAAACAACAACAGCAAGAUACCUGAAUGUUCCUGUGAACAUACCAUUAAAUGUUUUUUGUCAGCAGGAGUUGGUGAGGACUUUUAAUAUUAUUGACAUGAAGCACAGAAACAAGCAAUUACGAACAGUGAUUAAGUAACUUGGGGAUUAUAUCACAUACAGCCGCUUUACACGUUAAGAACAUGUUAAAGGCAUAGGUCGAUGAAUCUUUAUUGUGAUCUGUUCGUGACAUGUCAAAACAAGAUCAAAACACAUUGACUAUAUAAUGCCAAAAAAUUAAGUUUUUACUAAAUAAAUAUCAGAGCUAUUUUGUUUGUAUAGAAGCUUUAUAAUGAGACACUGUAAAUAUAUUCUAAAUAUCACAGGGACAUCAUCAGGGUUUAUUGCAUAAUGAUGGAAAUUUAAAUAUUUUCAUGAAUACUGAUUUAAUGUUUGGUCAGCAAAUAAUUUGGUUCCAUUGGAGUAUAUUAUUUUGCCCCAUCUUAAAUAACAAUGAUAAUGUUAUUGUUAUAUAAAAAAAAGGAUAUAUCAUUCAAAUAGACUUGAUGUAUUUUGAGUUUAAGUAGCUUAGGGCCAUUGAAUAUUGAAUUUCAUCUCAAAAUUCAACACGUCAAAUUAUUUUCUCAAAACAAUGGAUAAAGCAUUUUUUUUUAAAUACUCGCAAAUUAACCCUUUCCCAUUUCGAUACGUCUACAAGUUGCAGGGUGGGUCCCAUUAGCAUUAAUUUUACUGAGAAAGGCAUAGCUGUUUUAAAAAAAAAAAACAUUGUACUCACUACAGAGAACUGUAGCGACACAACCACACUCUAUGAAAGCUGGCGCCAAACUGUGCCACACGACCUCCCUCAUGGCCUUUUACUUCCAAUUCCGUACACGUACAAUGACGUCAUCGGAAUGUAAUUGGAAGAAAAAAUGAUGACAUGACGUGUACAUCAUCCGAAUGGGAAAGGAUUACGAACCUAUCUUUGAUUUCCGUGCAUGAUCUUCCUCUUUAGUUCCCUCCCAUCGUCGUUUCGAGAUGAUGGGGCCGAAUAAGAUACCACCACCUGCUCCUGUCUCCCACCGGCUUCACGGCUUCCUUGUCACCCGCUUUGUCAGAGAUAAUUUCCCACCGAGUCAAUUCAGUGCAUUUUAUUUUCUGCCAUUCAUUAUUUUGUAUUACCUUGAUGAUCUCGUCUUGGAGUAUAGACCAUCACGAAAACGUCGGUCAUCCUGCACCUCCGAUAAGCAUGCUUGGUUACAUUCGGUGCAAAAAAAGUUCAACAUACAUACAUCCUCGCAGCAGCGGCUUUUGGCUAACCAUCGAACAAAUACAGUCACUGCAUCGCGCGCUUUCAGAUGCGCUUCUGCGGCCGUCUGGAACGCUCUUCCUUUCAUCAUGAGGAAGACAUUUUUAAAUCUGUUUUUAAAACUAAAUUCUUGAGAACAGCUUUUUGUGUUUAGUUUGUUGUCCUUCCCAAUCAUCUCCGAUUAGCACGGUUGGUUACGUAUGGUUCAAAAUAAGUUACUUUACCGAAAGAACCAAAGAGUAUGGAUCCCUGCAGUAACGAAAACUUCAAAUCUAGAUUGAUACAUACGUAUACUUGUGCAUCUAAUUCCAUGUAUGGCAUUCUAUACGCAUCUAUUGUAGACCAUGUGGCCAAAUCACCCGAGUCGUUCUCCCUUGGAUCUUCUCUAUCCGUGCAAACCCCUGUCCUGUCCCAUUCCUUCUCGUAUUGCUCUGUCUCAUUAUCUGUCGUCUAGACACUCUCAACGUCCUUCUCCGUUCGCAGCGUAUUCCCACAGUUGUUUUGUGUUCAUCAGAUGUUCUGGUUCUCUAGCGUUUAGAGACGUACGUGAAUGUCGGCAUGCAACUAUGGUUUCACACACUUAGAUUUUUGCUUGUAAGCAUAAUUUGUACUAAACCAGUUAUUUUCUUGGUAUUGACAUAUUGAAUAUUUGUUAAUAAAGGGAUGAACAUGCAUACGAUGAUCUUCAAUUAAACUUAAACGCUAGUUUUACAGCAGUAUAGAGGAUGAGAAUAUGAUUGCAAAAUGAGAUUGUUUCCUAAGUUGAAAUUACAAUUGAACAUUUACACACGAGAGCAACAUUUAUCGCAGUCUUGUGAGGAUAUCAACAUACCUUUUCAAACAAUGUUAAUUUCUUUGUUGUAUUAAGUUAUGACUUAAACAACAUUGUUUGCAGUGUUUCUGAAAUGUAUUACUGCUGCACGAUGCUACAAAAUCCGUAGAUUUGCAGGUGAUGCCACCAAACACGUAAAAAAGGCGCAGCCCUGCAAUUGCUGCUCACACCACUGCUGGUGGAAGGGCCUCCCCUAGACGGAGACCGAGAGUGCCCCUCUCUGGAUGGUCUUCUUCUUCUUCCUCCUCCUCCUCUUCUUCUUCUUCUGCGCUUGCCAGACGUCUUGGAAGUUUUGGGAGUCAUCCGCGCUUUGCCUCACCGCACGUGACCUACCAGUAGACCGGCCGUGGUCUAACCCAGUUAUACUGCCUGGUGGGGCAGAAGCGACGGGGAUUUUAAUAAACUAGCAUCAUUGUUUCAGCUGCCACCCCGGGAGAAUUAAUCGAAUCGGCGACUUCUGGAUUGCAAGUCCACUUCGUGAACCAUUGCCACUGCCAUGGUAGCCUUGCCUGCCAAAUUCACGACAGGAUCCCCUCGACAUCUGCGAGGGGAUACAUUCUGGAGAUGCUCGUGAAUUGUAAGUUUCGCGGAUAAUGAUAUUGGCCUAUGAAAACCUAUCUUUUUAAUGAAUUGCAUUUAAAACAUAAAUAAGCUAUUA